Carassius carassius (crucian carp) is the source of this 633-nucleotide messenger RNA. RefSeq names its product cilia and flagella associated protein 90 (gene cfap90). NCBI's taxonomy places the organism in Eukaryota, Metazoa, Chordata, Actinopteri, Cypriniformes, Cyprinidae. The transcript is spliced from 3 exons. The record is from RefSeq and is a predicted model, not a curated record. Bases 34 to 504 code for a protein of 156 amino acids.
UUUCCAGAAGUUUCCUAGCAACCGCUGACGCUGAUGUCACUGUAUGCGGAAAUAUCACUCGAGCUCUCCAGCGAUAAAAGUGCACCUGUUGAAAUGGAUGUAUUAUGUGAAGCGAAGUCUAAACCGCUUUCCACGCUGUCAGUAUUCAGCUUUAUACCUCCCAGACGGACAGAGCCCAGAGAAAUGCGAUAUUUCAACUGCAGCCCCAAGGCCCCAGAGAGGUCUCUGUAUGACUGCUUACACCAGAGCACUGAGGACUACGAUAACAAACUCCACCGUGAUGACAGAAAACACACCAAAUCCCGGGGCCUCGACAUCUUCAGUGAGGAGUCAUCUAGACCAGCACCGGUUCUGUCCUCAUCUGUGUAUGGCCGAUUUCCCCCGCUGCCGUACGACUCGGAGAGGAGCUUUGCUCGUGUUGCUCACAUUCGUUCUGAUUUCUACAGUAAGAAUGGGAUCACCUGGACCGUGGAGGAAGGCUUUGGAUCUGUGGCACCCGUCUAAAUGUGUCUCUAACAUCUGGUCACAUCUGUCACUGCACAUUACUGUCACAUUACAAACAAAUGUCUGAUGCUACAGGCAGAGCAGAUUGUUACUAUCAUCUAUACAGUAUAAUAUAUUAAUCACAUGAAU